AUGGCAUUAAAGAGAAUCAACAAGGAAUUGUCCGAUCUGGCUCGUGACCCACCUACAUCUUGCAGCGCAGGACCAUGUGGCGAAGACCUUUUCCAUUGGUCUGCAACUAUUAUGGGACCCAAAGACUCACCAUAUGAUGGAGGUAUCUUCUUUUUAAAUAUUCAUUUCCCAACGGACUACCCAUUCAAGCCACCCAAGAUCAAUUUCCAGUCCAAAGUUUAUCAUCCAAAUAUCAACGCUAAUGGCAGUAUUUGUUUGGACAUUUUGAAGGAACAGUGGAGUCCAGCAUUGACUAUCCCCAAGGUAUUGCUUUCGAUAUGUGCCCUUCUUACAGACCCCAACCCAGACGAUCCUCUGGUGCCAGAGAUUGCCAACUUGUAUAAAACAGACAAAGCGAGGUUUGAGGCGAAUGCAAAGGAGUGGACCCGCAAGUAUGCGCAGUAG
Acytostelium subglobosum LB1 is the source of this 444-nucleotide messenger RNA. RefSeq lists its product as hypothetical. Gene Ontology annotation, biological process: ubiquitin-dependent protein catabolic process; protein polyubiquitination. Gene Ontology annotation, molecular function: ubiquitin conjugating enzyme activity. Gene Ontology annotation, cellular component: nucleus. The record is from RefSeq and is a predicted model, not a curated record. NCBI's taxonomy places the organism in Eukaryota, Evosea, Eumycetozoa, Acytosteliales, Acytosteliaceae. The coding region runs from base 1 to 444 and encodes 147 amino acids. The transcript has 5 exons.